AUGGCGGACGACUCCGUCGUGCAAACCCUCCUGGACUCAGGUUGGAUCCAGGAAACAUCUGGCUCCCAUCAUCUAGCGUGGAAACAGUUCUGGGGCCGACCUCUCAAACCCGCGAUUCGGCAACCUUGGGAGUCAUGGGUAGCUCCCAUCAAGUCCAGACCUGAACCAGACUCAGAUGAUGCGGAGGCUUGGCGCUUAGCUCGCGCCGUUCUCGGUGAAGAGGACGACGUAGAAGGCAUACCCUUACCAGACUGUCGCUAUCUCAAGACGCCCUGGGUGGACGAGCUGAAGCAGACUCAAGGGCGCAUCAUGAUUACUCGUCAAUGUGAACGAUUUGAUGGGGUGCUGAAUGAUUUUACACAGUCGUAUGACAGUGGGAUUCUUAUUGAGGGUCAGCGUGGCGUCGGAAAAACCUAUCUUGCUUGGUACUUGCUUGCGGCGCAAUUGUCUCAGUGCCGCACCAUCAUCUUCGCUCUCUCCUCGGAUGCCUACCUUCUCUUUGGAUCUAUAGGCGUGUUUCGAUGCCACGGCUCCCUCAAACUACGAAGCGACAGCAUGCCCUCAAGUAUACGGGAGAUCAUUCUGCCCGAGUUCACACAAGUCAUAUAUGACACGAACCCUCACCCGCGACAGCCGCCGUACGAAAUAUCUACGGGCUACUAUUCGCUGGUUCAGCUCUGUAGACCCGAUCCGAGAUAUUUCCAUGCGUGGGAGAGGAAUCUUUCUCCCACCAUACUCAUGCUGGACGCUUUGACGCCGCCGGAUAUUGUCGCUGGUGCAUAUAUUCAAACUGGGUAUCCCAACCGGAAAGAAGGUUUCGUCGGUUUGCUGCAGUCAAUCCAUGAUUUUGGAUCGUUCUCUCGUGCUUGCUUCACGGUUGGGACCGACAGAGAAACCCUCUAUACAGCCUUGGACGAGCGUCUGAGUGCUCUUUCUUCGGAUGAUGUGGAACACUUGGCUCAGCGGGCCUCCGUCGCUGGCCUCAAUCAUUCCGGUCUCUUAUGUCCUGAAAACGACUGUGAUAUAUUCCUGCUACGCAGAGACGAAAAGGACGGUGUUGAAUACCUACGUCCAACCCUGGCUUCCCGAUAUGUCGUCGGGAAAAUGCGCGAACGAUUCAGUUUCUUAGAUUUAUACUCCUUUCGAGAUAUGAGGGUCAUUCGCAAGCCCCCAGAUGGACUUCUCGGGUCUCGCUUAUGGCUAUUCGAGCACCUCUCCCACGCAUUGCUGUCAAGUGGCAGCCUGGGAGGUGGGACAGAGUCUUCCCGCCCCUAUGUCUGGGAGCAAGUGUUCCCCCCGCAUGCGAAACGGACGAAGGGGGCUCUUGCUCUUGAGCACUUCUCCAGGUCCCAAGUCUUACACAUUAUUGAUGACGAACUUUCUAUUUCCCUCGAACCCGGGACUUACAACAUCCGCCGUGUUGUAUCGGACCUCGCGUUCCAUGCCGCAACUUACGUCGUUCCAUACCCACGGAAGAGAACAAAAGCACAGAGCCCUGGUAUUGAACAUCGUCCCAUCACGCGUGCAUCUCUCAAGGAUUCGGGAACCGCUUCCACUGCCGCUAUUGAUCAAACACGAAGGCCCACUCGCUCAUCGCGAACAAGAGACAAAGCUGUACGCGCCACUGUACCAAGUACGGGACCGCCUCCGAAAAAGACGCGGCUGAAGGCGGAGCGAAGAUUCGCCGUCUUCAUGCAGAUGAACCCCCAUGGCGUUCUAUCGUUGCGGGACGAGGAGAUACUUCGUCUAGAUGCUUUUAUGGCGCGCGACACAACGGUCGAGUACUUCUUCGUACUCGUAUCGUUGCUUGGUUUGGACUGUGAUCUCACAGACUUGGAUGUACUCCCCUUGUCGAUUCUCUCGCCGUAG
Molecule: messenger RNA, 1869 nt
Organism: Peniophora sp. CBMAI 1063
Lineage: Eukaryota; Fungi; Basidiomycota; Agaricomycetes; Russulales; Peniophoraceae
Source: the annotation of a GenBank genome assembly